Octodon degus (degu) is the source of this 7746-nucleotide messenger RNA. RefSeq names its product fms related tyrosine kinase 1 (gene Flt1). The transcript is spliced from 30 exons. Gene Ontology annotation, molecular function: ATP binding; vascular endothelial growth factor receptor activity. The coding region runs from base 521 to 4897 and encodes 1458 amino acids. Lineage: Eukaryota; Metazoa; Chordata; Mammalia; Rodentia; Octodontidae. Gene Ontology annotation, cellular component: signaling receptor complex; plasma membrane. The record is from RefSeq and is a predicted model, not a curated record. Gene Ontology annotation, biological process: positive regulation of kinase activity; positive regulation of angiogenesis; vascular endothelial growth factor receptor signaling pathway.
CCCAAGGUGCCAGGCAAGCGUCCGGUUCCCUCGGACUGUCUUGGUCCAUCGCGCCCUGAGCGGAGGGUCCCUGGCGCCUUCCUAGACGUCUCGGGACAGUCUGGCUGGUCAGGGGCGGAGGGACAACUCGGGAAGAGCAGGGAAGGGGAGCGGACCGACUGCGCCUUGCUCUUCGGUGCCAAGGACACCGUCGCGGAGGCGCGGCCAACUUCCUUUGAAUCUGACUUCCCACCCGGGGCCGGCAGCGGAGCUCCAGCCUUGUCCCCUCUCUAUUUUCGGGCGGACCCCAGAGCUGAGUAAGCCGGGCGGAGAGAGCCCGUAAGGAUUUCCUGAGCGCUGGGGGAAGGAGGGCACGGAGCGAGCACUCGGAACCUGUCCGGGCCGCGCUCCCGGACCCGCACAGCCCGCGCACCCCCAGGCAAAACCGGCCCCCGGCCCCCGCCCUCGGCGGCCCCCACCCUGCUCCAGAGCCUCAGGGAAGCAAACCCGGGAGGAAAGAGAGGGCUAGGUGGGUAGGCGGAUGAGGGGUGGGGGACACCCUGACGUCACUGGAAGGAGGUGCCGGAGUAGGAAGUGGGCUGGAAAAGGCUAUAAAUCGCCCCCGCCUUCGGCUCCUCUUCAUCGGGGUCCGCGGGAGGCUCGGAGAGAGCUAGGCGGACGCUCCUCGCGACUCCUCCCAGGCAGCGGCGGCGGCUCGGAGCGGGCUCCGGGGCUGGAGCGCAGCGGCCAACGGGCGCCAGGCGGCGAGGAUUACCCGGGGAAGCGUCGCCUCCUGGCUGGAGCCUCGGAGUGGGGCUCUCGGGGUGCAGGACAAGAGCGUAAGAGGACAACGCAGGCGGCCCGGCCGACGGCCGCAAGGAGCGCGGGGACCCGGCGAGCAGGCCGCAUCGCGCUCACCAUGGUCAGCUGCUGGGACACCGGCGUCCUGCUGUACGCGCUGCUGGGCUGUCUGCUUCUCCCAGAACCUAGUUCAGGUGCAAAAUUAAAAAGUCCUGAACUGAAUUUAAAAGGCACGCAGCACGUCUUGCAAGUAGGCCAGACACUACGUCUCCAAUGCAGGAGUGGAGCAGCCCAUUCCUGGUCUUUGCCAGAAUCUCUGAGUAUGGAAAAUGAACGGCUGAGAAUAACUAAAUCUAGCUGUGGAAGGAACGGCAAAUUGUUCUGCAGUACAUUGACUGUGAAUUCAGCUCAUAUAAACGACACUGGCUUCUACAGCUGCAGACAUCUGCCUGGCUCUACUUCAAAGGAGAAGCAACCAGACCCUACAAUCUAUAUAUAUGUUAGGGAUAUAGGCAAACCUUUCAUAGAGAUGUUCCCUGAAACACCUAAAGUAAUACAAAUGGUGGAAGGAGAGAAGCUCAUCAUUCCCUGCCGAGUUUCAUCACCUGACCUCACUGUUACUCUUAAAAAGGUUCCAUUUGAUGCUAUAAUCUCUGAUGGAAAAAGAAUAAUCUGGGACAGUAGGAAGGGUUUCGUAAUACCACAUGCAACAUACAGAGAAAUAGGGUUUCUGUCGUGUGAAACAAGAAGCAAUGGAACUGUGUUUGUUUCAAACUAUCUCACACAUCGGAUAGACAAUAAAAUCAUAAGUAUCCAAGUGGGCCCAGGAAACCCAGUGAAACUGCUCAGCAAUCAUACUCUUACUCUCAACUGUACAGUCAUGACCGCCUUGAACACAAGAGUUCAGAUAAUCUGGGAUUACCCCCAUAAAGUAGAUAACAGAGCUUCUAUAAAGCAACGAUUUUACCGAAGCGAUACCUUUACCAACAUGUUCUACAGUGUUCUUACUAUUGCCAAAGCAAAGAAAACUGACAAGGGGUUUUAUACCUGUCAGGCGCAGAGUGGACCAUCGUUCAAAUCUGCUAACAUCUCUGUGAAUGUAUUUGAAAAGGCAUUCAUCACUGUGAAACAUCGGGAAAGCCACGUGUACGAGGCUACAGCUGGCCAACAGUCCUACCAGCUGUCUCUGAAAGUGAAGGCCUUUCCUCCACCAGAAGUUGUAUGGCUGAAAGACGGGUCACCUGCAACAAAGAAAUCUGCUCGCUAUGUGACUCGUGGCUACUCAUUAAUUAUCAAAGACGUAACUGCAGAGGAUGCUGGGAAUUAUAUGAUCCUGCUGAGCAUAAAGCAGUUCAAUGUGUCUGAAAACUUCACUGCCACUCUAAUUGUAAAUGAGAAACCUCAGAUUUAUGAAAAGGCUGUGUCGUUUCCAGAUCCCAUUCUCUACACACUGGGCACCAGGCAAAUCCUGACCUGUACCGUCUACGGAAUCCCUCAGCCCAUAGUGCAAUGGUUCUGGUAUCCCUGCAAGCACAGCUAUUCUGAAGAAAGGUUUGACUUUUGCUCCAGUCACGAAGAGUCCUAUCUCUUGGAUGCUAACAGCAACAUAGGCAACAGAAUUGAGAGCAUCACACAGCGCAUAGUAACAACAGAAGGAAAGAAUAAGAUUGCAAGCUCCUUGGUUGUGGCAGACUCAAGAGAUUCUGGAAUCUAUGGUUGCCUGGCUUCCAAUAAAAUAGGAACUGAAGAAAGAAACAUAACUUUUUAUGUCACAGAUGUGCCAAAUGGGUUUCGUGUUAACUUGGAGAAAAUGCCUGCCGAAGGAGAGGACCUGAAACUGUCUUGCACAGUUAACAAAUUCUUAUACAGAGACAUUACUUGGAUUUUGCUACGGACAGUUAAUAACAAAACAAUAUAUCACAGUAUCAGGAAGCAAAAAAUGGCCGUCACUGGCAAGCACUCCACCACUCUGAACCUUAUCAUCAAGAAUGUAUCUCUGGAAGAUUCGGGCACCUAUGCCUGCAGAGCCAGGAAUGUAUACACAGGGGAAGAAAGGCUUCAGAAGACAGAAGUUACAAUUAGAGGUCAGGAAGCACCACACCUCCUGCAGAACCUCAGUGAUCACACGGUGGCCAUCAGCGGCUCCACCACAUUAGACUGUCACGCUGGUGGUGUCCCGGAACCCCAGAUUACUUGGUUUAAAAACCACCAUGAAAUACAGCAAGAACCUGGAAUUAUUUUAGGACCAGGAAACAGCACGCUGUUUAUUGAAAGAGUCACAGAGGAGGAUGAAGGUGUCUAUCAGUGCAGAGCCACCAACCCAAAGGGGGCCGUGGAGAGUUCAGCGUACCUCACCGUGCAAGGAACUUCAGACAAGUCUAAUCUGGAGCUGAUCACUCUGACAUGCACCUGUGUGGCCGCAACCCUCUUCUGGCUCCUGUUAACUCUCUUUAUCCGAAAACUGAAAAGGUCUUCUUCAGAAAUAAAAACUGACUACCUAUCAAUUAUAAUGGACCCCGAUGAAGUUCCCCUCGAUGAGCAAUGCGAGCGGCUUCCCUAUGAUGCCAGCAAAUGGGAGUUUGCCCGGGAGAGACUCAAACUGGGCAAAUCACUGGGAAGAGGAGCUUUUGGGAAAGUGGUUCAAGCAUCAGCGUUUGGCAUUAAGAAGUCACCCACUUGCCGGACUGUGGCUGUGAAAAUGCUCAAAGAGGGGGCCACAGCCAAUGAGUACAAAGCUCUGAUGACUGAGCUCAAGAUCUUGACCCACAUUGGACACCAUCUGAAUGUGGUUAAUCUGCUGGGAGCCUGCACCAAGCAAGGAGGGCCUCUGAUGGUGAUUGUUGAAUACUGCAAAUAUGGGAAUCUAUCCAACUACCUUAAGAGCAAACGUGACUUAUUCUUUCUCAAUAAGGAUGCAGCACUACACACGGAGCCUAAGAAAGAAACUCCCGAGCCAGGCUUGGAACCGGAUGAGAAACCGAGGCUAGACAGUGUUACCAGCAGUGAGAGCUUCGCAAGCUCUGGGUUUCAGGAAGAUAAAAGCCUGAGUGAUGUGGAGGAAGAGGAGGAUUCGGAUGAUUUCUACAAGCAGCCCAUCACCAUGGAAGAUCUAAUUUCUUACAGUUUUCAAGUGGCCCGAGGCAUGGAGUUUUUGUCUUCCAGAAAGUGCAUUCAUCGAGACCUGGCAGCACGAAACAUCCUUUUAUCUGAGAACAAUGUGGUGAAGAUAUGUGAUUUUGGCCUAGCCCGGGAUAUUUAUAAAAACCCCGAUUAUGUGAGAAAAGGAGAUACUCGACUUCCUCUGAAAUGGAUGGCUCCUGAAUCCAUCUUUGACAAAAUCUACAGCACCAAGAGUGAUGUGUGGUCCUAUGGAGUGUUGCUGUGGGAAAUCUUCUCCCUAGGCGGGUCUCCAUACCCAGGAGUGCAGAUGGAUGAGGACUUCUGCAGUCGUCUAAAGGAAGGCAUGAGGAUGAGAGCCCCCGAGUACGCGACCUCUGAAAUCUACCAGAUCAUGUUGGACUGCUGGCACAAAGACCCAAAAGAAAGGCCACGAUUUGCAGAACUUGUGGAAAAACUAGGAGAUUUGCUUCAAGCCAAUGUACAACAGGAUGGUAAAGACUAUAUCCCACUGAAUGCCAUCCUGACCGGAAAUAGUGGAUUUGCAUACUCAACUCCUGCCUUCUCUGAGGACUUUUUCAAGGAUGGUAUUUCAGCUCCAAAGUUUAAUUCUGGAAGCUCAGAUGAUGUCAGAUAUGUAAAUGCUUUCAAAUUUAUGAGCCUGGAAAGAAUCAAAACCUUUGAAGAACUUUCACCAAAUACUGCCUCCGUAUUUGAUGACUAUCAGUUGGACAGCAGCACUCUGGUGGCCUCCCCCUUGCUGAAGCGCUUCACCUGGACUGCAAGCAAACCCAAGGCCUCGCUAAUGCUUGACUUGCACGUAACCAGUAAAAGUAAGGAGUCGGGCCUUUCCCAUACCACCAGACCCAGCUUUUGCUUUUCUAGCUGUGGGCACAUCAGAUCUGUGCAUGACAACUUGGAGCUGGGAAAGGAGGAUUCGUGCUGCUCUCCACCGCCAGACUAUAACUCAGUGGUCUUAUACUCCACCCCACCUGCCUAAGGCUCAGCACAAGCCCUAUUUUCAGAAGUACAUGUGUAUUUACACUCCCAGAAAACUAGCUUUUGACAGUAUUAUGCAUAUAUGAGUUUACACCUUUAUCUUUGCAGGGAGCAGAGGCAGCUGCUUUUUUACUUAAUUUUAAUACUGCUUUUUGUUUUUUUGUUUUGUUUUGUUUUGUUGUUUUUUGUUUUUGUUUUUGUUUUGUUCUGACUAACAAGAAUGUAACCCCAGAUAAAUAAAUAGGGACAGGUUAAACACUACUGCUCAAUUUUCAUAUUACUCACUGUAGGAGAGAAAGCCUUUGAAAGCCCAAUGACUCACCUGCUCCAGCCCCUGAGACCUCUGAGCACACAGGUCAGGAAAACUCACAUCAGCUGGUCAUGCUCAGCAGCCCUGAAACUGUGGCAAAAAGGAUCCCUGCAGCAUGCAGGAUCAAGUGCUGGCCUAGGUAGUGUUUCUGCAGUUCUCCAGCCAGCAUAAGACAUCUAAGGAGGAGCGCAAGAAAGAAGAGAAAACCAGAAUAGGCCUGAGAAAGACAGAUGCUUCCUGGGCAAAGGCUGGGCAAAGGCUCUCUGCAGUAGUUUCCCAGCCCUGACCACUGGGCUUUUACGCUCCCAACUGGAAGCAGACAGGUAGAGUGGCGAGGACAUUUCCUGGAAUCUGGGAGGUAAAGAAAGGAAAACCUUUUUAAAACUAAAGUACAUCCUACAAGUUCCCCUGUGGGACUGGCUCUGUACUAUUCCUGCACAUGGUAUGCUUCAGUGAUAGCAAGCAAGCACUGAGGGUGGGGCUCACCUCUCAGCCCCAUAGUGUCGGCUCCUCCAGAAAGCCACAGUGAGAGCUUAGCCUGAGCUGGCAGGCCACAGGGCAUGAAGGCCUGACACCUAGCAUGUUGCUCAUAAGAAGUUAAGGUUUGGUGGUUGUUAAGGGCUGUCUACUAUUGGGCUCAAAGUCACAUUUUUAAAAAGGUCAGAUUCUAUAUUAAGUAUUAAUGUAUAGACAAGACACUUAACUUUUUGUAUUAUCCAUUUUGUACAGUUAACUAUAAAAGGAAGGUUAGGAGAGUAAAAAUGUGGUCUUUUAGAGGACUUUUUCCUGUACCAAGCUGAGAGUCGAUGAAACAAAAACCAGUAAAGCAGAGUAAAAAUUCCAUCUUCACAGCCAAACCAGCUCACCCAAAGCGCUGGGACCUGGAGCAGAGGAAGUCAGUCAUGAAUUUCAUUUUUAUUUCAUGGGGGUUCCAAUGUCUCCUGCUAUUCUGGAAGGAUAUGGAAGAUAAUUAAUAUCUAUUAAGCACUUUAUGCUCCUUGAUUUCAAAAAAAGUGAUAUGUAACCUAUAAAAGGUAUUUCUCUAAUUGGGGACUCAACAUAGUAGUUAUGAGCCAUCAGAACAGAACAAGAGCCCAUUUUCAUGUGCUUUGUAUCUUGCCUUGGGUUUGAGGAGGAUUAUACUAUGGAGACAGGGUAGAAAUAGGGAGACAGGGUAGAAAAUGAUGCCUACACUUCAGCCUUUGUUGCAUGCUAUCUCUGCAAAUUCUGGUUUGUGUAUCUAGGACAUAUUGACCUUCUGAGGCUGAGGCCAGUCCAAAGCAGAAGGGCAACAGUGAAUCACUGCUUCUGGGACAGAAAAGCAUCUUUCCACUUACGCAUGUCAUUUAAUUCUAGAACCUGAACUCUACUUGCUAGAAAGAUGUAUGCUUCCUUUUAUCUGCCACAGUUUUGUGUAAGGCUUUUUGUAUGAAGAGAUGGAAGAGUAAGCACAUUGCCCAGUGAGACCAUAGGCAGGCUCUUGGGGACUCACCAGCCACAACAGAGGAGUGAGGCAGACCUUUCCACUAAGCACUAAACAAAAUUGGAGAGAGCCAGAAGAGCAAAACCAAAACAAAGUAAAACUUCACUUUUAUUUUUCUAUACAUGAAAGUUCUUGUGACAACUGGCAAGGGUAUAAAUCUGGCAACUAGACAUAAGUCAAACAGGAAAUAAAACAAGGCCCUAAUUGUCUUUUUUUUUUUUUUCAAAUCAGGUAAGGAUCCAGAAAUCAGUAAUAAAGGGAAAAUCUCAGCUACCCAUAAAAAACUACAUUUUAAUAAUCUAACUCUUAUAAGACACCUUAGGUAAAUGUCCUUUUCCAAAGGAGGGGAGAAAUUCAUUCAGAUUCUGUUACUCAGCUUAAGACUCAGGCAUAUAGACUACUUAAAAAAUCAAAAAAUGGUUCCGUUGGAGUCUCAACAUAGAAAAAUGGAAGCUUAUGGUAAUAUAUAUUUUUAAUUGCAGAGGCAGUAAAAUAGCACUGAAAAUUAAAACACUAAUUAAAUGAUGGUAAUGUUAGAACCACUUGCUAUUUAUGAGAAAAAUGGUUGGCACUAACAGGGGAUAGGCACUUCCUUAUGGGGUUUGUGAGAGAAUCUGCAUGGAUCUGUGUGGACAGACGGGGGCUGAAGCAUUACGAAUUUGUAUGCAGUUAGCCCAAGAAAUGAUACUCACAUUAGCUUUAGCCAAGAGGACAAAUGUGUCCAAAUCCUGCAAAAUACUGCUCAUAUCUUUAAGCUAAGGCUGUUUGCUAGCCCAUAAGAACAUCAAACAUGAAACAGAUUCUUACCAGCCCCAUUUAAACUGAUUAAAGGAGUGCAUUUUUGACUGACAGUGUUAGGAACUAUGUGUAUAUGUGUAUGUGUUUAUGUGUGUUUUGUGCAUAACUAUUUAAGGAAACUGGAAUUUUAAGUUACUUUUAUAUAAAUUGAGAAUAUAUGCUACAGAUAUAAGCCAGACAUGAUUUGGUCCUACACUCCUGGUCAUGAUGAAUGUAUUUUAUAUAUUAUCUUCAUAUAUUAAAAUUAACUUCCAAAAAC